GGGUGCCGCGCCUUCCGAUUCGGCCGGCUGGACUUGCGCGCAGAAGUUUGUCGGCUUUCCAGGCUGUACAGACUUCUAGAGAAUUAAAUUUACCCUACAGAUGUGAAAAUAAUAACUCCAAAAGAUGCACAGCUGAAGAAGAACCUGGGUUUGGAGAGGAUGAAGAAAGCCAAGUGUUGGAUGUGAGUUGUAAAGCCCUCUGUCCUAAUGCUUAUGAUACUGAAAACAUGACAGCAUGUCAGAAUGGCUGUGGAAAUGGCACCUCUGUCACCUGUAUAGUCAUGGAUAAUAAAGAAUUACAGAACAACACUACCUCAUUAUUUCAAAAUGGGGGAUGCAACACCAGUGACAGUUGUGAAGAUGAAGGACAGGGAAACAAAGUUAGCCCUUCCAAAAUCAUGCAAUUUUUCUCCACUCCUCGGAAAAGAUCUGGCUCCAAUGUAGAAAGGCCCCGUUCCCUGAUAGUUAUGGGGAACCCCUCAACAUGGAAUGCUUUAUCUUCCAUUAGAAAAAUGGGAUCUUUCAAGAAGUUAAAAUCUUCUGUUCUCCAAGGAAUCCAAGCCAAGGAAGACUCUGACAACUUAAAUGACAGCACAUUGGGGAACGAUACAAGAAAGCGUGUCCAAAAUGGUACAGUGAUGAGAGUUCAGACAAACAGGUAUUCCUACUCAGGACCUCUACAUGAUUUGCACAGCACAGUAGAUAAUAUUUUGGCUUCUGAUAACUCUGAUGGUGAGGAAAGUGAUGACUCUUUCCUGAGGAACACUCGCCGAUCACGCAGCAUCAGGCGCGCCUAUGGCAUUGGCCGCAUAAAUUUACUAGACACAGAUAAAAUUCAGGAUCAUCAGAACAAUACCAAAACAAUAUCCCCCCUCAGCCAGGAGUCCCAGAUUUGUGAAAUUGUAGUGAAAGAUUGUGAAAGCAAUGAAGUCAUGUACAGGCGGAGCAAAAGUAUAGAUAAUCUGAACUUUUUGAAAAAGAGCUCAUUCAAACGGAAGUCCACCUCAAACCUCACCGACCUCAAAAUUGCAAGUGAAAAGCAAACUCCACAGAGAACAACAAGCACUUCUUCAGCCGACUCAGAUAAAACCAACAGGAACUCAGAGCGGAGAUCAAAACGUUGGAAGAGCCCAAUUAGAGCGAAGGAUUUUGACAGAGUUUUGAAACUUGUCAGCAGUGUUGCUGACGUUGCCUUGAAGAAAGACAAUCCUAAGAGGGAAACACCAUCAUCCAGUGAGCAGAACCAGAGGACAAGAUCAAACAGCAGACUACAUGACGAUUACUCACGCCGGGUGUCUAGCAGCAAUGAAAGUGACAGACGGAGGUGUCAGCCUCCCAAAUGUAGCCCAGACUCUGCUUUUCCUGCAGCUAGUCUCCAAAGAAGCUCGGAGGAUGACAGUGUUGGAACUGACACACUGAGCUGCAAUACCAAUAGUCACGGGAUAUCUUCCUGCGACACCCCAGAUUCAGUAUGUUCAUCACCUCCCUUUAAGGAUAUUAGCCCAAUUCCUAAUGAAGUGUUUUAUGAAGAGUCGGAUGAACCAAAAAGUUCCAUUCAGUUUACAGGCAGCACUGAGCAUUCCAACAUCCCUGCUAGACCUGCAGUCCCUAAGCCUCAGAGCCCUAGUGCUGAAAAGGUUAAGUGCAAUAUUAACUUCCAUUGUCCUGAUCAGUGCAGCACCUUGUCGCUCAGCUCAAUGGAAAGUGAGGAAAGAGGGGAGGGGCCUUCUUCCAAGCUGGGGAAAAAUACUGCUUGUUUCCAGGACUCUGUGCAAGCUGCAUAUUACGACGAAGCAAAUGAAGAUAGCGGCAUCAGCAGCCACUCUCAGCUGAGCCUCAAUUUAGCUCCGAGUGCUGAUGAAAAGAAGGAAGAGGUUGUUACUGGUGAACACUGGAAGAGAUCUUCAUCCCAAGAUGAAGAGAAGACAGAUGCACAAAAGGUCACUACCCGGAGAUGGGGCUCUGGAAAAAGAUCCCGACCUCGGCCCCUCUCAGAUUAUGGCCAAUUGGCCAUUAGGAGUUUCUCAAUACCAGAAGAUUCUAUUGCGGUGGAGUCUCAGAUGGUGGAAUAUGCAGAUGACAACAAUGGAUUGCCUUCUGUUGAAUCUGGAACCAGUACAGUAGCCAACCAAAGAGGGCCCAAAAGAAGACCCAUCUCUGUCAUUGGUGGGGUCAGUUUCUAUGGGGACAACCAAACUGAAGAAAUAGCAGAUCUUCUCACACAACCAGUGCCACGCCCUCCCGUACCAGCCCAUCAGGUUCCUCCUUAUAAAGCCAUCUCAGCCAGAUUUCGUCCGUUCACCUUUUCUCAAAGUACACCCAUUGGCCUGGACAGAGUUGGAUGCAGGCGGCAAAUGAGAACAUCCAAUGGCACUGCAGAUGGUGGUACUGAAUCUUCUGCCUUAGUGGAUGACAAUGGUAGUGAGGAAGAUUACAGCUACGAGGAGCUCUGCCGAGCGAGCCCUAGGUACUUGCAGCCUGGAGGGGAACAGCUAGCCAUUAAUGAGCUGAUAAGUGAUGGGAGCAUGGUCUAUGCAGAGGCACUCUGGGAUCAUGUGACCAUGGACGAUCAGGAGCUAGCCUUCAAAGCUGGGGAUGUCAUUCAAGUCCUUGAAGCGUCCAACAAGGAUUGGUGGUGGGGAAGAAGUGAAGACAAGGAAGCCUGGUUUCCAGCAAGCUUUGUCAGGCUGCGAGUCAAUCAGGAAGAACUUGCAGAAAACUGCAGUAGCCUUCAGGAUGAGGAACAAAAUGCAGAUCCUGGGAAACACCGCCAAAAAAUUGCCGAAAACAAGGAUCAGAUGAGAACAAAUGUUAUUCAGGAAAUAAUGAACACAGAGCGGAUCUAUAUCAAACACCUCAAAGACAUCUGUGAGGGGUACAUUCGUCAGUGUCGCAAACAUACAGGGAUGUUCACUGCAGCCCAACUCCUCACCAUUUUUGGAAACAUUGAAGAUAUUUACAAAUUCCAAAGAAAAUUCUUGAAAGAUCUAGAGAAGCAGUACAACAAAGAAGAACCCCACCUGAGCGAAAUAGGAUCCUGCUUUCUUCAGCAUCAAGAUGGUUUUGCUAUCUAUUCAGAAUAUUGUAACAAUCAUCCUGGUGCCUGCAUUGAGCUAUCCAAUCUGAUGAAACACAGCAAAUACCGCCACUUCUUCGAGGCUUGUCGCUUGCUUCAGCAAAUGAUUGAUAUUGCUAUUGAUGGUUUUCUUCUCACACCUGUGCAGAAAAUCUGUAAAUACCCUCUACAGCUUGCAGAAUUACUUAAGUACACCACACAGGAGCACAGUGACUAUAACAACAUAAAGGCCGCAUAUGAGGCCAUGAAGAACGUAGCCUGCUUGAUCAAUGAGCGCAAACGAAGGCUAGAAAGCAUAGACAAGAUUGCACGUUGGCAAGUCUCCAUAGUCAGCUGGGAGGGGCAAGAUAUUUUAGGUCGAAGCUCAGAAUUAAUCCACUCAGGAGAACUGACUAAAAUCUCCAAGCAAGGCAAGAGCCAGCAGAGGACUUUCUUUCUCUUUGAUCAUCAGCUUGUGUUCUGUAAGAAAGACCUAUUGAGAAGGGACAUGCUGUACUACAAGGGCCGCAUUGACAUGGAUGAGGUAGAAGUGCUGGAAGUAGAAGAUGGCAGAGACAAGGACUUCAAUGUCAAUGUGAAAAAUGCUUUCAAAAUCAUGAAUAGCGCCACAGAAGAAGUUCAUCUGUUCUGUGGAAAAAAGCCGGGGGAUAAGAAAAGGUGGCUGGAAGCCUGUGCAAAUGAGAGGAGACGAGUGCAGGAAGACAAAGAAAUGGGCAUGGAAAUUUCAGAAAACCAAAAGAAACAAGCCAUGCAGAAUGCACGAAAAUCAAGACAUGGAAAGAUUAAAGGUGUUAGCUAUAGUGGGUGCCCAGUACCACCACCACACCAGAGUUUACAUCCUAUCCAUCAGCGUCACAUCACAGUGCCCACUAGCAUUCCACAGCAGCAGGUCUUUGCCUUGGCAGAACCCAAGCGGAAGCCAUCACUUUUCUGGCAUACUUUUAACAAACUGACACCAUUCAAGAAAUGAGUGGCUGAAAGUCUUUGGACAGGAAGGACAAAUGCUAAAGGAGAGCAAUUCAGCAACAAAGAAUUCAUUGGGACACAGUAGAGCUGGGAAAUUGUGAAUUCGGUUCCAAAGGGGAAGAUGUUUGGUUCCUCCUAACCUUCCUCUGUAACCUUUGUUGAGAAUGAUGGCGGCCAUGUCGUUAUGAGAAGAAGGCUAUGGUGUGUUCUGAAGCAAAUAUUGACUUGUGUCAAUAAACAUUGCUGAUGAAGAGCCUGCCGCUUGGUCACAAGGGCAGAUUGCUGGUAUUCUGGAACAGUGGCGUACUGUUUAUGUUGUAUUCGUACCAAAGGAAGGGUUAAAAUCUCUAAAUCAUUUUGCCUGUCUUAAUAAUUAAUUGAUGGCAAAAUUUAGAAAUAGGACAGAAAGCAUUUUUCCCUGUCACAGCAUAUUGGCAAAGAGAGGUUUCAUCUUCUUUGUGGGCAUCGAACGAGCAAAUGGAUCCCAUCUGAUGACCAAGUAGCUUCUGGGUCAAGAACUGGUGAAUCUCAUUCCUUCCUGUUAGUCUUAGUUCACCGCCUGCUGGUUUUGCCAAAUGGCAGUAGGACUUUCUGCAAGGCCUUAGCAUCUUCUUGGCAAAAGGCUGGAGAGAAUUUUAACUUGGUAAAAUAAAACUGUAAAACACACAUUUUUAACAUGCUGUUGCAAAUAAUGAAGGAAGGAAAGCUCUGAUGCAUGUGAUGAUUCUUACUGAAAGCAGUGCUUUGCUGCACACAUGGUAUGCACUUCAAAGAAAAAUAAUUUCAUUUAUUUUGGUACUUGAAACUGUUGGCCAGUGAGAACUGCCUCUGUGGUUUCUGAUGUGCCUGUAUUUACAAUAUGAAAGCAAAUUUUGUUUUUAAGUACACUAAUGUGAUUUAUACAAAGAUUAACACAAAGUAACACAAAUCUGAGACUAUUAACAGAGGUUUUCUUCCCUAAGUUCCAUAUGCAUACACAUUCCAGCUGGCUCAUAUGAUUGUUAUAAAAUGCCUCCAGAAGGUUCUCGGGCUGGUGUGAGGUUAUCCUUGAAUACUGCAGCCAAGCAAGAGGGUCACUUACGGGUUAUUUCUUUGCGAUGUCAAGAGGAUCCUGCAGCAGGGAUGAGAUGGUGGCAUUAGAAGUGGUUGGAUUGAAAGAGACUUUUUAAAAAGACUUGGUUCAAAUGUAGCCUAUUUAUGGAAUAUAAAAAACAAUUUCCUUUUAUUUUUAUUUUGCUCUGUUCAUGAAAUGAAGUUGUUUUUAAUAUAGGUUUUACAAAAUACUCUACCCUAACAAAACUGUCAUAAACUAAAGUUUAUGGUACACAUUUUUUUCUUCUCAGCGGUUAUACGUAUACUAAUGUGCAUUAUAAACAAGAACAGAGUGGGACAACUUUCUCUUUGUAUUUCAAGACUAGUUUCCAAAAAAUAUCCAAAGUAAUUUCAGUUUGGCAUACUGUGCUAACUAUCAUGGCCAUAGCAAAGUUAUAUUGAGAAACCAUUUUUGAGCGCAACGGUAUUUGGGUAUAUGUCAGACUGUAAAAGAGAAUGGACUACAGCUAACCUCCUCUAUCACUUGGCAGAAAAGCCUUAUGAGAAAUAAUUCUUUGGCUGCAAUCAUAAACAUAUUUACCUGGAAGCAAAUCACUUUGAAAUCAACAAAACUUCUGGGUAAAUGUGGUAAGGGAUGGGCUGUUCCUUCUCUGGCUUCUUUCUCCCUUUUAUUCAGAGUGUGUACUGAAGAGUACACCAAAACAGCCUCACUGCAAUUUGACCUCAAGUUCAGCCCUUUUGAGUCCCAUUUCGAUGGGAAUGCUAAAACCUUUUCCGUUGAAAUAAAUGGGUACUUAAAAGCACUGAACUUUGCCUGAAUUGUACCCACAAACGUAUAUGUAUAAAAACUUGAGUUGGCAGUUUCUGCAACAGUCAAUAAAAGCUUAUUGUCUGGUAAACUAUAAAUGCUGAUAAAAUAUACACCCUGGUACAUUUGUUAUCUGUACAUUUGGUGUCUUGUAAUUCUUGUGUAUGAAUUUUUCAUGUCCAUGAAAAAUGAUCUUUUACUAAGAUGCAUUUUUAACCUGGAGUGAUACCUUGAAAGACAAGGAUUCCUUCUGUACAUAGCUCUGAUAAUGGCUGUAAACAGGAUGUAUUGUUGAUGCUGAACUGAGUUAACCAGCAUGUUGUGAAAUGCAUUGCUUGCUUUUCAAUAUUAACUUUUACAGAUGAAAUACUUGAGAACGGAUAUGUGGAGUAAUAGGCUUGCAUUUGACUUUGAAUAAUUAUUCAGUUGUUAAAACUGGAAAAGAUUAUUGCAGUAGACCUUCCUUUGAAACAAAAAAGAAAACUUCUCAUCACCCCUUUGAUUAGUGCUGUUGCUUGUUUUAGGAGCGCAGGUGCAGAGCGCAGGUGGGCAUGCAAGGGCGUUUUGAGAGUAUCACCUCACCAUUCACUCUGUCAUGCCUCAUUCACAUGCUAACAAUGUGGCUUAAAAUGAUUUCUUAAAAGGGGUUGACCUUUGUGCCUGCAUCAGUGUUCUCUGAAUAUUUAAAAUUUUACCAUUAUCACUAUUCACACACACACAAAACUUUAGGAGUGCCUUCAAGGCAUGACUGGACCUAUCCCCAUAACCAUGCCUGUCUCAGGCCAGAUGCCCAUCCCAUGAUUGCAAAGAAUCGGUGUGAGACAGAUUGGCCAGCUCUGUUCUUGCAAGUUGUAAGCCUUCAGCCUAGCCACUGCCGUACAAAUGUGCUGUUUGUGUGUUGGAUGCACUAAGCCACAACCAAAUAAUUUGUGUCACUGGGAGGCGUUCCUCUACUUGCCUAGGAGCAUCAGGCGACUUCUUCCCCCCCCUUCCCUUCUCCCUCUCCUCCCUCCCAACAUACAGGGUAGUGUUGUAGUAGGACUAGAGUCAUGUACAGCGGUUCCUAGAUGGGCGAGUCUCUCAUCGACAUGAAUUACCUGGGCGUGGUAGGGGAGGCCCACGUUGUAUAAGCUUGAUAAGAGAGGAAAGGGCUCGAAUGGACUUCUGUGGGAGAUGCUGCCACCCACAGUUGUGCUCUCUGCUGGACUAGACCCCGUGCCUCUGUUCCCUCCAUGAAACACUGAGGUUUUGGCGUGCAGAGGAGGGAGGUUCAGAUUUGCUUAUGAACACACUGCUGUUACUAUUUUCAGGAAAGUCCCAAAAAUUACAAAAAGAGGGGGAAAUUAUAUUAUUAUGCAGGUUACUCAGGAACAAUUUUAUAUAAAGUAUCUUGCACACUUAAUUGGUUUGUUUUAAUAAGGUUUUUUGUCUUGGCUUUUUUUUUGUACAGCCUGGUUUUGCUUGGUACGAAAAAGACAAUUGUUGUAGCACAUUAUUGCGUGGCUACUUUAUUUGGUUUGGGAACAUGCUGUCUCUGAAAGAUCUGAAGACAAGAAAAAUUGGCUAGACUCUGUGACCUUUUGAUAUUCCAUGUGACUCGAACAACUCUCAGCCAAUUAAAGUAGCAGCUACCCAAGACCUUCAAUAUAGUUGUACAGACUAGAACCCAAAUGAGGUGCUGCAAGUUAAUUCCAGGGCUUGCAUUUACCCAAUGGGAUUCCAGACUUUUCUCAACAGAGAUCCUUCUGGGUGUCUGUCUUCCACAAGGGAUGGGAUUUUGUGGUUUCCCUGUGCAGCUGCAGAUAAAGCACAGCAGCAAUGGGGCUUCCACAUGGCAGAUUUCCUCACAGUUUCCCUGCCCCAAUUUGGGCAGCCAGGGAGUUUGCAAUUUUUUAAAAAAUUGGUGCUAGAAUAUCAUAUUGAUAUACUGUUGUGACAAUAGGUGUAGCAGAUGGUCUGAAUCUCCACCUUUCUUUCAUUCCAAAAAAGGAAGGCUCCUUUCCUUGCAGAGAUAUAAGGGGAAGGGCAUGUCUCCAAAAGUGAAGGGGUUAGAGACUUAAAUAAAAGCUUGGGAUCCAGAGAACCUGCUAUACCUCUUAUAAUAAUUGUAUAUUGAUACAAUAUUUUAGCACUGAAUUUUAAAAAAAAUAACCGCCCCCCCCCCACUGCGGGUAGAAAUGGCUGCCAUAUGGUAUGAGGAAAUGGUUGCUAUGUGGGCCAGAAAAUCAAAUUUAUCCAUUUAUAGAGCAGCCAUCCAGGCUUCCCAAAACUUCAGAGCUAAACAAGUUUGAGAAAGAUCAGAGAAAGGCCAGGGAAACCCCCAGAAGUGCAUGAAUGCUGUAGGGAAGCAGGGAAAAAACUGCUUCCCAAAAUCAUUGAAUUUGGGGCAGAUAAUCCCUGUGGAAGUCCCUCUAUGUUAUAUCUCAAGCUGCACUUGGAGCUCCCUUCAGUUUCAAAGACCUUUUGCUAUGCACCACCUAACAAAUCCAAAGUGGAAGGUUUCUUUGGAUCCUCCCCUGGGUUUAUGGAGGAAUCAGCCACAUAUUCUGAAGUGCUAUGUUUUGAACACACUGUAAGUAAGCAUGCCUUGAUCAGAGUCUCCCCAAGUCAACAUCCUUUUAAAUAAGAUAGGCGGUCUUAAUUUGCAUAUCAACACCCAUCCACAUCAAAAUAUUAGAAUCUAACCACUCUUCAUUUCCACAACAACCUCUGCAUGGUUUUAAAGUUAUUUUGUCAUAUUCAUGUGCAACUACUGACUGUGAUUGUGCCUCAUUUCACUAAAGCGUAGCUUAGCCAGAGUGCUUGUACAAAUGACCUCAGCCUUCAUGCAUGAAAGGCAGAAAAGCACACCCUUCGUUUCCAUGGAGCUAAGCUAAUACCAAACCUUAUCCCUCUAGUUCACUAUUAACACCUCUUUCUACAAGUAAAUAAGCUAGUUUUAACAGUGACUUGCAUUUCAAUAUGAAAAAUUGAAGGAGCUUCAUUAUUGAAAUACUUGUCAUUUAGUUGUGUAGGGCAUUCUUCCUCCUUUUUUUUAAAUUAUAGCUUGGAAUUCAAGCCAAAGGACCUUAGCCAUAAUAAAACAGUAUCUUAUGGUCAACUGCCUUUCUUUCUCUUUGUGUACAGUAUUUGCAUAUGUGAGAUGCCUUCUGAAUGACUGUGAUUUUAAAUGAUUGGUAAUUAUUAGGGCUGCUCAUUUAACUUGCCUGUAUAUUUUGUUUUGACAAGUGUUCUAUAACAUUUCCCCCUUCUGUAUAUACUUUAUGCAUUUUAACAUCUGUGUGCUGCUGCAUAUGUUGCAAGCCAGGGGUUGUGGCUUCAGAAAAAAAUAAAUGGGCUGUUGACAGCUGAAGUGUA
This is a messenger RNA of Eublepharis macularius, 9260 nucleotides long. It is a transcript of the gene SPATA13, whose product is annotated as spermatogenesis associated 13. Gene Ontology annotation, molecular function: guanyl-nucleotide exchange factor activity; protein binding. The record is from RefSeq and is a predicted model, not a curated record. Bases 228 to 4046 code for a protein of 1272 amino acids. Lineage: Eukaryota; Metazoa; Chordata; Lepidosauria; Squamata; Eublepharidae. The transcript is spliced from 13 exons.